AUGGCAUUGUUCGAUACUGCUGACGGAAUAUUAAUGCUAGGCACGUAUACAUGGGCAUACAUUAAUCCCGUCAGAAAAAUCUAUUAUAAUCUUGUUAUCACUUUCUUUUCCAUCGUUGUCGCAUUCGUAAUCGGUGGAAUCGAAUUGCUUAAUAUUAUUGGGGAACAAGUUAGAGUUGGAGGGACCUUUUUGGGUUUCUUUGCAAUGCUGGGUGAUAAUUUCAACCUAAUUGGUUAUUUAAUUAUUGUAUUAUUUGUGGGUACUUUUUUCAUUGCAAAAAUAUUCUAUAAAGCGUUAGGUUCUGAAGAGUUAGAACAUAAAUUUGAUGAACAAGAAGGGAAUAAUAUUGUAGGUGCAAAUAAUGAAAAGUAA
Molecule: messenger RNA, 372 nt
Organism: Ambispora leptoticha
Lineage: Eukaryota; Fungi; Glomeromycota; Glomeromycetes; Archaeosporales; Ambisporaceae
Source: the annotation of a GenBank genome assembly